CAGUAACACAUGCGCAAUAAGCAACUGUGUAACUAUUCCUUCUAAGUAUAGUGCAGCAAUAAUCAAUGAUUAGUAAAAAGACUUUUGCUAUGAAAAACUCAAAUUCAAACGAAGUAUCGACAAUUUUUCAUCCUAAAAAAUGCCGACCAUCUGUGUUAACGCAUUGCGAUGAACAACAAAAUAAUGAAAUAGAUACUACACAAAAAACAGAUGAUCCACAUUAUUGUAAUCUUACUUCAGAGUGCAUCAACAAUUGCAGAACAUCAGAUUCAAUUAAUAGCUCUGUUCCUGGAAAUGCAAUUAAUAAUGUUACAAAUACAGCUGUAAUAGGUUGUGGAAUAAAUACUAAUCAAUGUCCAUCACAAAAUCAACCAAUAUUUCAAUUCAGAACUCAUUCUAAUAAUUCUUACUCAUAUCGAGGAUCUCUUUCAACUUUUUAUCAAUCUUGUUGUGCAGCAUUAGCCAAAAAGAUUUACUUUGGCGUUUGUGUCACGAUUUUUGUUACUGCUAGUUGGGUUGGUGCCACUCAUUCUAUCAAGUUCCUUUAUUUUCAAAAAGAAACUAUAAUUAUUAAUUCAAGUGCUAUUUACAAUUCUACCUAUUCAGAUCAACAGUUUAAAAAGCAAACAAUCUCUUAUAAUGCGCCAUUUUUCACAACAUGGUUUUGUACCAAUUGGACAGUUUUAUAUUUUCCAGUAUAUUUUAUAACACAAAUUAUUAAAUCAAAAUGUUCAACACCAUCGGAAAUAAUUACUGAAAGUUUAAGAGGAUUUAGAGAUAAAGGACUUAGUGGUGGCCGUUUUUUAACUCGUUGUAGUUUAUUUUGUGGACUUUGGGUUGCUACAAAUUAUAUGUAUAUUCAUUCACUUCGCAUAUUAUUGGCAACUGAUGUAAUGACAUUAUUUGCUACGAAUGUUGCCUGUGUUUAUCUUUUAUCAUGGGUUAUUUUACAUGAACAAUUUGUUGGAGUAAGGAUUGUUGCUGUGAUAUUAUGUGACACUGGUAUCGCUCUUUUAGCUUAUAUGGAUGGCAUAACAGGCAGCCCAACUCUAGGUGGUGUUGUUCUAGCUGCUUCAGCAGCUGCUGGAUCAGCUGUUUAUAAGGUUCUAUUUAAAAAAGUUAUUGGAGAUACUACAUUUGGAGAAAUAUCUCUUUUUUUUUCAAUUAUUGGUAUAUGCAAUGCUGCUUUACUAUGGCCCAUAUGUCUUGUUCUAUACUUUUCUGGAGUAGAAUAUAUUCUUUGGGAGAAAUUUCCAUGGAUAGUCUUAUUGGCAGCAAGUAUUUUACAUCUAGCUGCUAAUAUGCUUGGAAAUUUUAGUAUAGCUGUAACAUAUAACCUAUUUGUAACAUUAGGAUUAAUAACAGCUGUUCCAGUAUCUGCUGCCUUAGAUGUUAUCCUAUAUGGAGCUCAUUUCAUGGGAAUGAAACUUGCUGGAAUGAUUUUAAUUGCAAUUGGAUUCUUUUUAGUAAUGUUUCCAAAUAAUUGGCCGGAUUAUUUUACUCGUCUAUUACGUUGGAGCCGACGACACAGACAUGGAAUAUCUGGAGGAACAUCAAGAGAUAUCAUUGAUUAUAGAACAGGAUAUAUUAAAUCGCAUUUACGUUCACCAUCUGGUCGAGUUCGAUGAUUAAUUUGGAUUUUAAAAAACUAUUUUUUCUAAUAAAAAUUUAC
Ceratosolen solmsi marchali is the source of this 1672-nucleotide messenger RNA. Its product is annotated as putative thiamine transporter SLC35F3. Lineage: Eukaryota; Metazoa; Arthropoda; Insecta; Hymenoptera; Agaonidae. Gene Ontology annotation, molecular function: transmembrane transporter activity. The record is from RefSeq and is a predicted model, not a curated record. Gene Ontology annotation, biological process: transmembrane transport. Bases 66 to 1628 code for a protein of 520 amino acids. Gene Ontology annotation, cellular component: membrane. The transcript is spliced from 10 exons.